Messenger RNA from Penicillium lagena, 2361 nucleotides. RefSeq names its product Ras GTPase activating protein IRA2. The record is from RefSeq and is a predicted model, not a curated record. Gene Ontology annotation, cellular component: cell cortex. NCBI's taxonomy places the organism in Eukaryota, Fungi, Ascomycota, Eurotiomycetes, Eurotiales, Aspergillaceae. Gene Ontology annotation, biological process: regulation of GTPase activity; regulation of actin cytoskeleton organization. Gene Ontology annotation, molecular function: protein binding; GTPase activator activity. Bases 1 to 2361 code for a protein of 786 amino acids. The transcript is spliced from 4 exons.
AUGUCCGUUGCGACGAUGCUACAGCCUGCAUCGAGAGCAUCCCGAGCCUCGUCCUCGUCCUCGUCCUCGUUUCAGCCCGUCGCCCGACAGAACACCAUGUCGACCCACGAUACUCGGUCGCUCCGCCAAUCCAAGCGGAUGUCGGUCACCGCGUUGUACCUGUCCAUGUCCGCCAAGGACAGGGACUUGGAGAUUUCUGAUGAUUUGGCACGAGCACAAAAGCACCUGCGCGAUUUGAAGAGCAAGAUUUCUUCGCAAUCCAAGAAGAACUUCGUCCUGGAGAAAGAUGUGCGAUACCUGGAUUCUCGGAUAGCGCUGCUGAUUCAAAAUCGGAUGGCUCAGGAGGAGCAAAAUGAAGUCGCCAGUCACCUCGACGAUGCGAUCGAUCCUCAAGAAGGGUUUUUCCCGAACGACGAUCGCACUCAGAAGUACGGCAACCUCCUUUUCCUCCUUCAGUCGGAGCCCCGCCACAUUGCUCACCUCUGCCGCCUGGUUACAAUGGCCGAAAUCGAUUCGCUCCUGCAGACCGUCAUGUUCACCAUCUACGGAAACCAGUACGAGAGUCGCGAGGAACACCUGCUGCUCACCAUGUUCCAAUCCGUCCUCACAUAUCAGUUUGACAAUACCCCGGAAUACUCGUCCCUGCUGCGCCAGAACACCCCGGUCUCGCGGAUGAUGACCACCUACACACGUCGUGGUCCCGGCCAGAGUUACUUGAAGCAGGUUUUGGCGGACCAGAUCAACUCGUUGAUCGAGCUGCGCGAUGUGGACUUGGAGAUUAACCCUCUGAAGGUCUAUGAGAGCAUGGUCAAGCAGAUUGAGGAGGAGACUGGUUCUUUGCCGGACUACCUGGCCCGGUCGGUGACCGCCGAGGAUGCAGCCGCAAAUGAACAGGUGCAGGCCAUCAUUGCGCCGCGUCUGAAGAUGUUGACGGACAUUGCAAAUGGCUUUCUCACCACCAUUAUCGAUUCCGUCCAUGAGACUCCCUACGGGCUCCGCUGGAUCUGCAAGCAGAUUCGCAGUCUUUCCCGCCGCAAGUAUCCCGACGCCCAGGACCAAACAAUCUGUACCCUGAUCGGUGGAUUCUUCUUCCUGCGAUUCAUCAACCCCGCCAUUGUCACCCCGCGCUCAUACAUGCUGAUCGACGCUACACCCACGGACAAACCCCGUCGGACCCUGACCCUGAUCGCCAAGAUGCUCCAGAAUCUGGCGAACAAGCCAUCCUACGCCAAAGAGCCCUACAUGGCGAGCCUACAGCCGUUCAUCGAGUCGAACAAAGACCGGGUAAACAAGUUCCUGCUCGACCUUUGUGAAGUGCAGGACUUCUAUGAGAGUCUGGAGAUGGACAACUACGUGGCCCUGUCGAAGCGAGACCUUGAACUGCAAAUCACUCUCAAUGAGAUGUACGCCAUGCAUAGCCUUUUGGAGAAGCACAGUUCGGUGCUCGCCCAGGACCAGUACUCGCACCUGUCCAUGCUCCUGCAGGAGCUAGGCACCGCACCAGCACAGUUGCCUCGCAAGGAGAACCGAACCAUCACAGUACCGCUGUUCAGCCGAUGGGAGACUGCUCUAGAUGACUUGACGGCGGCCCUCGACAUCACGCAGGAAGAAGUGUUUUUCAUGGAGGCCAAGUCUACUUUUGUCCAGAUCCUCCGGUCUCUACCUCACAACUCCUCAGUAGCCCGCCGGCCCCUUCGCCUGGAUCGCAUCGCCGAGGCUGCCGCCACACUGAAGAACGACGCCGUGAUGGUCCGGAAGGGCAUCCGCUCCAUGGAACUGCUGAGUCAGCUGCAGGAUAUGGGCGUGAUUGACCGCUCCGAUGAAUUCAGCCUGCUCCGGGAUGAGGUGGAGCAGGAGUUGGUACACCUUGGUUCGCUGAAGGAAAAGGUUGUAGAGGAAACCGGACAGCUGGAGUCCGUGUUCGCCACCAUUCGCGAUCACAACACCUAUUUGGUCGGCCAGCUGGAGACCUACAAGUCCUAUCUUCAUAACGUGCGCAGCCAAUCAGAGGGCAAGUCGCGCAGUACUGCCAAAGAGCAGAAGAAACAGGAGUUGGGACCGUACAAAUUCACUCACCAGCAACUGGAGAAGGAGGGCGUCAUUCGUCGCAGCAACGUUCCAGAGAACCGGCGGGCCAAUAUCUACUUCAUGUUCAAGAGCCCAUUGCCGGGGACAUUUGUUAUCAGUCUACACUACAAAGGACGGGCUCGUGGACUGCUGGAACUCGAUCUUAAGCUUGAUGAUCUCCUUGAGAUGCAGAAGGACAACCUCGAGGACCUUGAUCUGGAGUAUGUCCAGUUCAACGUCUCGAAGGUGCUGACACUUCUGAACAAACGCUUUGCACGAAAGAAGGGCUGGUAA